This is a messenger RNA of Nicotiana attenuata, 798 nucleotides long. RefSeq lists its product as uncharacterized. The transcript is spliced from 2 exons. NCBI's taxonomy places the organism in Eukaryota, Viridiplantae, Streptophyta, Magnoliopsida, Solanales, Solanaceae. The coding region runs from base 1 to 798 and encodes 265 amino acids. The record is from RefSeq and is a predicted model, not a curated record.
AUGAGAAACAUUAAAGAAGAACGGUUCCCGAAGCCGAUGAGGUUCGAUCCUAGCCAGAGGAACCCUAAUUUGUGGUACGAAUACCACGGGAUGAACUGCCACCGGACUGGGGACUGCCGACAUCUGUGUGAAGAGGUGGCAACACUACUGAAAAAUGGCCAUCUCAGGGAAUUCUUAAGCGACCGGGCUAAAAACAAUUAUUGUCACAACCGUGAUAACAGGGAGCCCUCAAAAGCAGAAGAAGAUCCCCCGCGCCAGCCAAUCAACAUGAUUUUCGGGCAAAAGGCUCCGGGAAGUCCUAAAGACGACAUCACUUUCACGGAGGAGGAUGCAGACGGAUUGUUGCUACCGCACAAUGACGCGCUGGUAAUUUCUUUUUAUGUAUUAGAUUUUAAAAUCAAACGUAUUCUGGUGGAUGUAGGGAGUUCGGCAAAUAUUAUACAAUGGAGGGUAUUAGAACAAGCUAAACUUACCAGAAGCAUCAUUCUGGCCACGAAACUCCUCGUCGGGUUCAACCUCGUAAGCGUGACAACCCGAGGAGAGCUCCUACUACCCACAAAUGCCAAGGGGGUGACGAAGACGAUCCUUUUGGAGGUUGUGGAUGGUAAUAUGGGCUACAAUAUUAUCCCGGGAAGACCGUGGUUGCACGAGGUGAAAGCUAUACCAUCGACGUACCAUCAGUUGCUGAAAUUCCCAAUUCCCAAGGGGACUAAACAGAUAAAAGGCAAUCAACCGGCGGCAAGGGAGAUGAAUGUGAUUUCGGUAUCCAAUAGCAAAGGGAAGGAGCAUGCGGCAUAG